This is a messenger RNA of Fomitopsis serialis, 321 nucleotides long. RefSeq lists its product as uncharacterized. The record is from RefSeq and is a predicted model, not a curated record. NCBI's taxonomy places the organism in Eukaryota, Fungi, Basidiomycota, Agaricomycetes, Polyporales, Fomitopsidaceae. The transcript has 3 exons. The coding region runs from base 1 to 321 and encodes 106 amino acids.
AUGCAGCCUCUCUCACUUGCUAUCCUCCUUUCGCUGGCCGCAGUCACAGCGGCCCAGACAUCUUGCCCUUCAGCGAUGCCGUUGUCGCUUUGCUGCGUCAGCCUAGGGCCUUUCAGUGAUAACGAGUAUGUUUGGGAGAAUGUAUGCGGGGUGACAGUCCCAGACACCAGUCUCUUGACUGCGUCUGGGUGUGAAAGCAAUAUACCGCACGGGAGUCAGGAGUACCAGAACAUGUAUGCGGCGUGCUGCCAGGAGUAUCUGGACUGCCCGAGCGAGGACGGCGCCGUUGCGUACAAUUGCACCGGAACACUCCUGCAGUGA